This is a messenger RNA of Kwoniella shivajii, 1035 nucleotides long. Its product is annotated as 1-aminocyclopropane-1-carboxylate deaminase. Gene Ontology annotation, biological process: amine catabolic process. Gene Ontology annotation, molecular function: pyridoxal phosphate binding; D-cysteine desulfhydrase activity; 1-aminocyclopropane-1-carboxylate deaminase activity. The transcript has 6 exons. Lineage: Eukaryota; Fungi; Basidiomycota; Tremellomycetes; Tremellales; Cryptococcaceae. Bases 1 to 1035 code for a protein of 344 amino acids. The record is from RefSeq and is a predicted model, not a curated record.
AUGUCGCAACCUAAAUAUAUCCAAACAAUAUCAUCGAUUCCCAAGGAGAACUUCCUCUUUGGACCUUCUCCCAUUUCUUAUCUCCCUGGUUUGACCAAACAUCUAGGAGGUGAAGUGAAGAUCUACGCAAAGAGGGAAGAUUGUAAUUCUGGUCUAGCUUAUGGUGGUAAUAAAGUCAGAAAGCUCGAAUACCUCGUAGCUGAUGCCAAGUCCAAGGGAUGCGACACUUUAGUCUCCGUUGGUGGUGUACAAUCUAAUCACACAAGAGCUGUUACAGCUACUGCUGUCUCGUCCGGACUGAAAGCCGUCACUGUACAGGAGAAAUGGGUUCCAAUCGAUCCACCUCUUUACGCUGAGACGGGCAAUAUCUUACUUUCAAGACUUAUGGGAGGAGACGUCAGACUCAAUCAAGAAACUUUUGAUAUCGGUCAUAAAGCCGCUACUGAAGCUGCUUUCAAAGAUGUUCAAGAUAAAGGUGGAAAGCCAUACUACAUCCCAGCAGGAGCCUCUGAUCAUCCAUUAGGUGGAUUGGGAUUCACCAACAUGAUAAUUGAAUUGGCUGAACAAGAAAAGACCUUGGGAAUAUUCUUCGACACGAUCAUUAUUUGUUCAGUAACAGGCUCAUCUCAUGCUGGUACGGUAGUGGGUUCAAUCGCAGAAGGGAAAGGAAGGAAAGUCAUUGGAAUAGACGCUUCUGGGAAACCUGAAGCUACCAAACAACAAGUCCUUAGAAUAGCUCAAAAUACGGCUAAAUUACUCGAUGAAGAUUUGGUCAUCGAAGAGGAGGAUAUCAUAUUGGAUGAUAGAUUCCAUGCUGGUAUUUACGGUAUCCCAGAUGAUGAAACUAUUUCAGCUAUGAAACUCGGAGCAAACACAGAUGCCUUCAUCACCGAUCCAGUAUACGAAGGUAAAUCUUUAGCGGGAAUGAUCAAACUCAUCCAGGAAGGAUCUAUCAAACCUGGAUCAAACGUUUUAUACAUUCAUUUGGGUGGUCAACCUGCUCUUAAUGCUUAUAGUUCUUACAUCCCUCAUUAG